Molecule: messenger RNA, 15147 nt
Organism: Rattus norvegicus (Norway rat)
Lineage: Eukaryota; Metazoa; Chordata; Mammalia; Rodentia; Muridae
Source: RefSeq, a predicted model, not a curated record
GAGAAACCCUGUCUCGAAAAACCAAAAGGGAAAUAAAAGAAAGAGAUUUCCUUGACCGAAGCUGUUUGCUGUGCACCUGGCAGUAAAUAGUUCAUGUAACCCACAUAACCCGUUGUGCAAUCAGAAUGCUUUAGGUGCGUCUGGCCUCACUAGAAAGCAUUUCCAGUUGUGCUGUGUAGGUAGGAGCUUGCAGGUUUUGCCUCACAAGGACUGGCUGUCCCUAGGAAGACUAACAGAGGGUGCCAGGCUGUCUCUGGAAUGCCUGAGAUUUGCUUUUUUCCGUUGCUGCUUUUGGUUGUUUUAACUGACAGCACCCCCUACUCCCCCACCCCCAACCCCACAAGGCAAAGUCAAAACCCAGCCACUUUGAAGAUGCUCUGAUUUGGCUGCCAGGCACAGAGAGAUGCCUUUUGAAAAGUCUCAGUUGUGUGAUAGGGAUGGAGAAGGGAGGAGCCAAAAAUCCAUGUAGGUCAGACAGCACUUCUUUGACCAAGUGUUUUAGGGGUAUUUUUUUAAAAGUCAGGUAGGACUUAGAGGAUGUUCCCCGCUCUAGGAAGGGUAUAUUUCUGUUUGCUAAUGUUUAUCUAAAAGUCUUUAACUGGAAUCACUUCAAGCUCAUUGUUUUGCUUUAUCUUCUGGGUCUUUUUGGAUGUUAUCCAAAGGAAGGAGGGAAAAGACCAAACACCCUUUGGGACCGUUGAAGUAACCGGAUUCUCCCCAUGAGGCUGAAAUAGCGAGGCGGGAAUGAAUACAACUUUUCAGAAUAUAGGACAAUCUUUUGUCAAAGGCAGCGCUGGGUUGAUGGAAAUGAAGCUGACCUUGAAUAUUCUGGUAACAUUGAGUACUUGGCUGUUCCUAGCCUCUGUUUGGACUUGCAAACAGCUCUGUCGUUCACUUUCCUUUGUUUGCUAAAGAGAACUCGGUGGGCCUUUAUAGUGUGUGCCCUUUUGGUUUUAAACACAAUCUUUGUUUAGUUUUGUUUUGCUUUGCUCUGCUUUGAGACAAGAUCAUCCUCUGGAGCUCAGGCUGGCCUCAAACUAGCUGUCCUCCUGCCUCAGCCUGAUCAGGGUUAGGAUUACAGGGACAAGCCAGGACGUCUGGCUAAAACAUAUCUGAUUUGAAUGUCCAUCUGAUGGCAAAUUAGCUCCGUGUGACUGAUUAGAAACGGACUGUUUGAAACUGAUAAGGAAUGUUUGCUAGUCCUUUGUGGUCUCGACACCUGCAGCCAGGUGUCAAACCUUUCUUAUCCUCCCCAGUUGUGAAAUGGCACUGUUGGGGCCAGCAGGGCUGUGGUGGAUAUUUUUAAGUAUAUGCUUCAUUUAAUGUGACAGGAACAGGGCCUGUCUGCCUCCCAGCCUACUUUACUUCCAAGACCAAUACAUCCUCCAAAGAACAAAACUUGGUGUUGAUAAUAGAUGUGCCCACUUGAUAUUAAUGAAUGUACCUACCACAAUAUAUUUGGGUUAGGACAGCCACUAAUUAAAAUUUUUACUGACAUGUUAAACUUGAAGAAAGAUAAAUAAAUAAAAUGUCCUAACGCAGGAAAAAUCAAGUGCUACUAAGAGUUUUGCUUAGGCCCAACAUCUUAGAGCCACUGUAGGUGAAACUUGCUGCUGACUGGUGUUACCUGUAUGAGCCAAAGUUUGUACAGAGUUGGAGGGUGUAGACAGGUCUGAAUCGUAAGAAUCCUGCUCUCAUAUCAAUGGAAGGAAGCCGGCUUAGACAUUUUGUAGUGCUUUCCAGGAAAUAGGGUAGAAACAUAAAGCACUCUGAAAUAACAAGGAAGCUUAGUCGGCAAGCUCGGAAGUCAUGAUUCUGGCCUUUGCUACCUCCUCCAAGUGACUUUGGACAAAGGACUUAACUUGUUCCCUUAUCUAGAUCACAACUAAAGUUUAGCAGACUCAAUGCCGUAUAGUUCAAAGGAAUGGAGAGUUAAUGCCUACAAUGGACUUGAAACUGUCCCUAGCAUAGACUGAGUAUUCUAUGUACAGGAAUCAUAAUGAUAAUUUACUUGCAGGCAGAUAGAAAAGGUACUCAGUUAUGAAGAAGGGAAAAAGGCGUCUCCCAUUUCUGGUAGGAGUAGAGAAAAGCUAGAUGUGGUGGUAAAAGGCCUGUGGGAGGUGGAGGCAGCAGGAUUGGGAGUUCGAGAUCUUUGUCAGCUUCGUGGGAGUUUUGAGGCCACCCUCGGUUCUUUGAGACUCUGUCAAUCAAUCAAUCAAUCAAUCAUCAAUCAAUCAAUCAACAAGGAUCGAGGGGCAGAAGUAGGUUAUUUGGAAUGCUUGAUCGCCGUUGGAGAAUGUUCAGUUUGAAAUAGCUUUGUUACAGCUCGACAGAGAUGUUACAGUUACAUCAAGUGGGCAGCGAACCCUCACUGCAUGACAGUCAAGCUAUCUGCGUUUUUCGGACUCUCUGGUUUUCCUGGCAGCUUCUCGUGAGCUCCUCACAACCCCGAAUCCCACGAGCUUCAGAUUCACGAGUAAUAGUGAGGAAGAUCAGGGCACAUGUUAAAAACUCAUCGAGUUUGUGUUUAAAGAGAGGAAAAUUGUCACCAAAAGCCUGAAUGCCUUAGAUAAAUGAACAUGUAAACAUAAACUUAGCAUGCGGUGAUCAAAGAGAGGCUGAGACUGGACAUACGAACCAGAAAGGGAACAGUCUACCGUUCUUGCGUCUUUCUCUUACCCGUUCAGUUCAUCCUUGGUUUCUUUGGCUUUUGUGCUGAGAAUUGAAUGGAGGCCUUUUGUAUGCCAGUCUAGGGCAGCAUCAAUGAGCAGCGGGUCCCCAGCUGAUUUGUUACUUUUUAUUUGAGACACAGUUGCUAAGUUGUCCAAACUAGACUUGAGCUCACAAUGCAGGCAGUCCUUGAACUUGUGUCCUUCUGCCUCAACCUUGAACUUGUGUCCUUCUGCCUCAGAGCCUCCAGAACCAGCUGGACCUUAGGCUUGCUUUCCCGGGCUAAGCUUCGAUGUAUUCAUUCACUCGGAGACUAGUCACUGAGUACUCACUGAGCACUAUGUGUGGUUCUAGGCAAGGGGUCGACAGUGAAUACAACAGACCAGAAUUUCUUUGCCGAUGGGACUUGUAGUCUGGGCUAGCACAGAGGCUAGGAAGAACAGACAGUAAACAAUAAACACAACACACGAUGUAUUUAUUCACUUCUUAUCCAGUCAGAUGGCUGCCAUUUAAGAAAAUGGGGCUGGAAAGAUGGUUCAAUGGCUAAAGUGGCUACUGUGCCAGAGGACUGGGGUUUGAUUCCUAGAAUCAACAUGGUCACUCACAAAUAUUUGUAACUCCAAUAUCCAGGCAAUAUUAGUCCCCAAAAGCAUUCUAUUACAUGAAAUGCACAGACACGCAUGCAGGGGAGGAGGUGCACUGACACAAAUAGAAUAAUAUUCUUAAGAAAGAAAAUCAGAAAAGAAAGAACUCGAUAUUGAAGCUGUGCAGAAAUUGCAGCUGUCAUUGAGGAUGGAAUGGGUAGCUUCUAAAAAAUAUUAAAAAUGAAAUUACUAUGCUCUAGAAAUCCCACUUCAGGGUAUGUGCGUACUAAAGGAUGGGAAGCACAGUACUGAGAAGAUAUUUAUACAUCCACGUUCAUAGCAACAUCAUUCUCAAUAGCCAAAGGGUGGGACAGUCCCUCUAUUGACAGAUGAUCAUGUAGACAAAACAUGAGGUGCACACACAAUGAAAUGUUAACCCUCAAAGAAGUGUGGUAACAUGGCUGAAACCAGGGGACAUGGCACCAAGUGAAAUAUUACUUGUAAAAAGAUUAUGAGUCCAUGAAUAUGAAGUCCCAGGAAGAGUACAUAAAACAAACAAAAAAAAACAAAAAAACAAAAAAAAAAAGUUGCCAGGGACCAGAGUGAAGAGAGGAGGGAGAAUUGUUCAGGAGAUAUUGGGCUUUUGCUUUGCAAAAGAGAGAGUGAGUUGUGGAGAUUCGUUUAGACGAAUGAGUGUGUUUAACCACAUUCUGAGAGAUGAGAUGGGUCACUGAAAUCGGUGGUUCAUGUCUGUGAUGUCAGGGCUUAGCAGCCUGUGCAGGAGAUUUGAGGCUAUCUGGACUAAAUAAUGAGACUCUAUGGAAGAGGAAAGAGAAACAAGGUUGGGAGGAAGAGGAGGAGAAGGAGGAGGAGGAGGAGGAGGAAGAGGAUUAGAAGAACAAGAAGAAUGAGAUGAUGAAGAAGGAGGAGGAGGAGGGGAAGGAGGAGGAGGGGAAGGAGGAGGAGGAGGGGAAGGAGGAGGAGGAAAAGAAGAAGGAGGUUAAGUUGGUAAAUUUCGUGUACUUGAACACACAGAGAGAAAGUAAAACAUUAAGCUACAAGGGAUAAACCUGACAUGAAGCCAAGGAGCAGAGUGUGGUGCCUGGUGGAGCGCCAAACAGCUUUAAAUCAGGACAGUGGCUGGGUAGCUCCUUGAGAAGGGGAGAUUUGAGGAAGGCCUGGGAGGAAUUAGCUCCUGGCAGCUGUGGUAAUAGUAAUCUAUGUCUAAAUCUUCCAGGGCCCAUGGGUGCUGUGGCAAAGCGCAGACAAUGUUCAAGCAGUGUCACUGGGAGGCAGCUGAUAUUGAAGCUGGGUUUGGAUGCAUUUCAACUUGAUUAGAAAGACAAGCCAGGCACUCAGGUGGCACCUGCAAUGGCUUUAAUGAGAUGUCACCUGAGACCAUAGGUCAGGUUACUGUGAUGAUAGGCACUUAUUCUUAUACGUGACCCUUUCUAAAGUUAAACUAGAGCUUAGAAGCAAACACCAGAGGUGUGAUUUCCUUCCUUCCUUCCUUCCUUCCUUCCUUCCUUCCUUCCUUCUUCCUUCCUUCCUUCCUUCUUUCUUCCUUCCUUCUUCCUUCUUUUCUUUCUUUCUUUCUUUCUUUCUUUCUUUCUCUCUCUCUUUCUUUCUUUCUUUCUUUCUCUCUUCCUUUCUCCCGUUCUUUCUUUCUUUCUCUCUCUCCUUCUUUCUUUCUUUCUUUCUUUCUUCCUUUCUUCCUUUCUUCCUUUCUUCCUUUCUUUGUCUAGCAAGUUGCUAUUCAGCCUGAGGAGUCUUGGCUUCCUGGGAGCUGAGGAAACAUUUAUUUUCAGUAUGAAUUUUAAGCCCCUCAUUAGCCUGAGAUUUGCAAAGCUUCAUCUGACCUUCCUGUCAACUCCCAUGUAAGGAGGCGGGAACUCAGAUAUUCUCAUUUCAGUCGCUCUUAACCUGAUACAUCACGUGACAUGGAAUGAGCGGCCGCUUAGAAGAGACUGUGACCUGGUUGUGUCUUACAGUGAACUUAGGAGAUCAGUAUAAACGGGUUGUCAGCUUACCACUGUACCGAGGGCGAAAUUCGGAAGCGAUCGGUACUGUUUGCCGUCUUGAACGGAUUCCCACAAGUCAGUUUUGAUAUCACUUUUCUAGAUGUGAUAAGAAAAGUGGCAUGCUGAGCGUGAAUCUAUGCUCUGCAAUCAGGAAGAUUUCCAGCCGCCACACUCACUGCUGAAUGUGAGGAGGUAGUUCACACUCGAGGAGCAGCCAAUAAUUUUUCCCCUCCCACAAUCCUGUUCUCUAGCCAGGGGUUCUGAAACUACACCGCAGGGAUGGGGUAGGGGUAGAACCGGGUUCUUUCACCAUGUGCCCUUUCUACACUAUGGCAAUCAUAGCUGAUAGCCUGAAAAUAAUAUUCCACCAACCUUGAAAAUGGCCUCCUGCUCCAGUUUUUGAUAACCAAUCUUCCUAAUGUUUGAUUUCCUUUAGUUUAUACCGAAGUUCUUCCUGCUCUUCCUCUCUCCCUCCACCUGUUUCUUCCUUUCAUUCCUUUCUUUCACUUUUUAUUGGUUCUUUAUGAAUGUCACAUUUUGCAUCCCAGUCCCAUUCAUUCCCCCCUUUCCCCUCCCCUCCCCUUCCAAUCUCCCUCACGACAGAGGAAAAAAAAAAACUCUUUGUGGAAGUUCUGGUGUGUCACUGUAUCCUACACUAUACCCUUUUGUCCACAUUUCUUUGCUUGCAAAUGUUCAUUACAGUGAGUCAUGGGUCUGGUAUGAGGCCUCUGGCUUCUGCUACUUUACCACUACUAGAACCUCACUGGGACUCCUCUCAGAUAUCCCGUUGCCCCAUGUCAUGGAGAUCCCAAAGGUUCAAAUCUGUAGGACCAGCCUUUUUAUGAACUCCAGCAGUUCCUUCAUGGGGUAGACGUUGGGGUGAGCCAAUUCAAAGUCCUGGAUCUGGGCCUGAGAGGUAUCUUAGGUAGUAGUCAGCCUGGCUCACCGACAUUCCCUACAACCAGGGCCAGCUCUACCUUGCUGCCCAGGUGCAGAGCCUGCUCUCCUGAGUGCUGCAGCAAGGAAGGGCUGGGAUAGCUCUCCCGCUCUGAUGACCUCAGGGUCAGCUCUCCUGUCUGCUGGCAAGGGGUGGGUGGGGGCCAUCUCUCUCUUGAUUGUGUUACUCAACAGUAGACGAUGGUAGAGCCAGCUCUCCCAUACGCCUUUGAGACUGGCUAGCCUGCACCCCUGCUACCAAGGUCAGCUCUACUCUGCUGCUGAGGUGAGGUGUGGGGCCUGCUCUCCCAAGUGCUGCAGCUAGUGAGGGGCAGGGACACCUCUCCUGCCCUCAUGACCCCAGCCAAGGUCAGGUCUCCUGGCUGCCAUGGAUGGUGAUGACUGAAGGGAAGGAGGAUAUCUUUCCCUCAUCCAUGCUACCACCGGAAGAUGAGUGGUAGGGCCACCUCUCCCAUGCUCAUAUCUUUAGGGUUAUCUUACCUGAAACACCCAAAAUGUGUGGGUCUCUCAGAAGUGGUCUCAGGGGUGUUAUACAUUGGUUGUACAUUAUGGCACCAGGCAGGGGUCAUCUUGUCCAUGAUCUGUUCCCUUAAGCCUGUGCAGCACCAGACUGGUGGUCAUUUCAGGCUAUUUCCCUGUCUGGGCACCAUGUACGUCUGUUGGUCAUCUCAUGCUUACUCCUCACUGGCUACCUGAGUCGCACCUUGUGAGGGUUGUCUGGGCUUCUUCCCACCCGAGGCUAAAAGAGCCUCCAUCUUGGGAGCCCAUCUAGAUCUGCCUGGAACAGGAUUGUUUGUCAUCUCGGGCUUGCUUCUUUUCAGGGAAUGUUAGGCUAUUAAUCAUUCAGAUGUUCCUAAGUCAGAACACUGAAUAUAAACAGAGACUUUCAACCAAGUCAGUCAACUGAGUCUCAAGGGAGGGAGGGGAGAGAGUGAGGAGUGAGAAAAAAAAAACCAACUAGACAAAAUUAUAACUGACUCCAUCCAGUGCUUGGGCUGAAGUAUUUAUUUCUCUCCUGCUUUUUUUUUUUUUAUUCUAGGUACAUCCAAAAAAACAUGGUCAGUUGUUAGAUCAAAGACAAAGUGAUUGAGUGAAGUAGUAAGCAAAAAGAUCAUGCAAAGUAGUAAUUAAGUAAAGUAGAAAAAACCCACAGCCACUAUUUCUAAUAUUUUUACCUGAGCCUACCUCCCUGUCCAAGCCCAGAGACAAAUGCCAAAUUCCUAGAAGCGGCACUAAAAGCUCUCCACACCUUUCUUCUCUUUGCCACCCACGAACACAUGUGUGACUCAUUAGCCACAUCUGGACAGGCCUCUCUUUAUUUCUUAUACAGGGGAUUGAACCUGAGGUUUUGUACACACUAAAUGUAUGCUUUACACUGCUCCGAAUCCCUAUCACCGUAGGGUAAAAUUCUUGGUAAGUGCUUUCCAACCUAGGUGCUUUCACAGUAAAGAUAGAAAAGGGGCGUUUUCCUCAUCUUUGUGCAUACCCAGCUGUGUACAGUCCUCUUUCCCUGGUUAUCGAGCCCAGAGAACUUCCAGUGCCUCUGGUUUCUCUCAGCAGACAAUGCUGGGAAGAGAGCCAAGUGUCUUACCCUGGGGUCAAAGGAUAAGACAUGGGAAUGUAGCGACUCCUUACUCUGAUAAACCUCUAUCACUGAGUGGAGAAAAAGACUUAGUAGCCCUUCUGACUGUUUUGUUGUUGUUGUUUUGUUUUGUUUGUGUGUGUAUCAAUUUGACAGGAGUUAAAAUCGUCAGAGAGAAAGGAGCCUCAGUUGAGCAAAUGCCUCCAUGAAAUCCAGCUGUAAGGCAUUUUCUCAGUGUGUGCUCAAUGGAGGAAGGCCCCACCCAUUGUGAGUAGUGCCAUCUCUGGGCUGGUGGUCCUGGGUUCUAUAAGAAGGCAGACUGAGCAAGCCAACUGAGGCAAGCCUUACAGGAGCACCCUCCAUGGCCUCUGCAUCAGGUCCUGGAUCCUGCCCUGUUUGAGUUCCUGUCCUGACUUCCUUUGAUGAUGAACGGUAAUGUGGAAGUGUAAGCUGAAUAAACCCUUUCCUCCCCAACUUGCUUUUUUGGCCCCGGUGCCUCAUCACAGCAAUAGAAACUCUUAAGAAAGUAGCAAAAGAAGAAAAGUCCAGUGAAUUCAGCAGACACUCUGGGUUCUCACUAGAGAGGAAAAGGAAUUUAAUCCCAUGUAACACAAUGUUUAUCUCUAAGAAAUCACAGCUUCAUGCGGGCGUAGAAGAAACACCCAGAUAAGUGCAGGACAAGAUGGAGUUUGAAUGCAGCGUCGAACUAAAAGAAAUGCAGGUUAUUCGCUGACGAUGGGUGGAGGAAGGUGUUUCUUUGACUUAAUGCUUUGGAGAACAGGUUGAGCUAUCAUCAGAGAUGGAUGAAAUUCACAAAUAAGGAGAAAGUCAUUCCAGGUAAAGAGUUGACCCCAAAAAGGAAGCCCCAGUUGAGCAUCUAGUUAAGAGAUGUGACCACUCAAGUUUGUUUGUCAAAAUAAAUAACUAGAAACAAUCUGGUUGUUCAAAAGUGGGUGGUCAAAGGAAUUAUGGUAUACCUAGCCAAUGAGAAGUGGUCAUAUGGAAAACUAGAGAUUAUAAAAUUAAUGUGGGAAAACAAAGUAUCACAUUAAAUGACAGGAGGAGGCUGAGGAACACUGAGAAUAACAUAAAGGUUAAAAAGAUAGAAAAGGACAUAAUAUUUGUGGAUGUGUAAUUUCAUAAUGUUUUGAUAUCAUUAUGUUGAUACCUAUUCAUAAUUUCAUAAUGUCUCCAAGAGAAAACAGUGGUGGGGUGAACAACUAAUUCUGUACCUAGCAACUGUCGCUAGGGAGAAGGAGCUUUCAGCUGACCCUCUGACAGGGAGAUUGAUGAAGAACAGAAAGUUGCACACGUGUACACUCAUGCAUACAUUUAACGUGGGAAGUAAGUACAACACACUAAGAUUUGACAAACCCUUGUUUAUUGUCUGUAUUUCUACACUCUUGAACUAUUUAAUGAUUUCAAAAUUAUUAAAAAAUCAAAAAGUACAGAGUCAUUAGUGACACACACCUGAAAUUGCAGUACUUGGGAAACAGAGGAGGGAAAUCAGAAAUUCAUGAAAGUCACUGAGUGUAAGACCCAGCAGAUGCCUGAUGUCCCUUGGAGUCCAGUAUGCCAUGACAGGAAGACAGCCAUGAGUUCAAGAACAACUUGCCCUACCUAGUGGGCUACAGGCUAUCCUGGGAUAUGAUCGGAGCCUCGUGUCAUAACCACACACACACACACACACACACACACACACACACACAGGCACACACACGCAUGCAUGCAUGCAUGCAUGAAUACUCACAUAUACCCAUAUGCACAGACAUGCACGCACACAUACACACACGAGCACACACACACACACAGGAGCACACAGACACACUAGGGGAUGGAGGACAUAGUGACAGAAUCAGACACAGAGAGACACAGACAGAAGCAGAAAUCCACGGCCUCUGGUGCUCUGUUCUGUUUACUCUCCUACAUGACUUCAGAAGAGGAUGAGUCCCACAGAUGUAAACCAGGGCCAGGUCAUGGAAAUGCUCUGCCUGCCAAGCUCAGGAAUGCGAGCUUUCGUUGGCAGUUGGAAGUUACCAGAAGCUUAAGCACUUUUUUUUUUUGAGCUGAGUUUUAGCCAAUCAAAUACGAUAGAACCCCGGGCUAAGAGCAGUCAGGAAACUGUCACCAUGGGUGUUGCUGGGGCAGGAUUCAGGUCUGUAGAUAUGAAAUGAACAGCAGCAGCAGGUUUUCUCUAUAGCCAUCCGACCCAGAACAUGCUUUAUCUUGUCAGAAAGGACAGGUUCGUUCGUUUGUUGUUUGGUUUUGGUUUUUUUGAGACAAGGUUUCUUGGAGCAGCCCUGCUUGUCCUGGAACUCACUCUAUAGAGCAGGCUGGCCUCAAACUCACCACCGGCCUGGCUCAGAAAGAACAGGAGUUCCUCAAGUCCUGAUCAAAGCACUUGAAGUACCUUCUCUGCUUGUUUGCAGAGACCCUGUGGGUCACCGUGUGCCUCAGCUGGAGUGGACUGCACCUCUGUCAUAAUCCCACUACAUAUCUAUCUAUGGCACACUAUAGCCACUAAUUUCUACAAAGUUUUCCUCUCUUUCCUUCAGGUUGUCCUACUGAACCCCGAGGAGCCCGGGGACCACCGCUACCAUGACGACUGCCAUCCUGGAGCGCCUGAGCACCCUGUCUGUGAGCGGGCAGCAGCUGCGUCGUCUGCCCAAGAUUCUGGAAGAAGGGCUUCCCAAGAUGCCAUGCACCGUCCCAGAAACCGACGUGCCCCAGCUCUUUCGGGAGCCGUACAUCCACGCAGGCUACCGUCCCACGGGGCACGAGUGGCGUUACUACUUCUUCAGCCUCUUUCAGAAGCACAACGAGGUGGUCAACGUCUGGACCCACUUGCUCGCGGCCCUGGCGGUCCUUUUGCGAUUCUGGGCCUUUGUGGAGGCAGGGGCAUUGCAGUGGGCUUCUCCCCACACCCUACCCCUGCUCCUCUUUAUCCUGUCGUCAAUCACUUACCUCACCUGCAGCCUCUUGGCCCACCUGCUGCAGUCCAAGUCAGAGCUGUCCCACUACACCUUUUACUUUGUGGACUACGUCGGGGUCAGUGUCUACCAGUAUGGCAGCGCCUUGGCUCACUUUUUCUAUAGCUCCGACCAGGCCUGGUACGAGCGGUUCUGGCUUUUCUUCCUGCCGGCGGCUGCUUUCUGUGGCUGGCUGUCCUGUGCUGGCUGUUGCUAUGCCAAGUAUCGCUACCGACGGCCUUAUCCAGUUAUGCGGAAGAUCUGUCAAGUGGUACCAGCGGGGCUGGCCUUCAUCCUAGACAUCAGCCCCGUGGCGCACCGCGUGGCUCUCUGCCACCUGGCCGGUUGCCAGGAGCAGGCGGCCUGGUACCACACCCUCCAGAUCCUCUUCUUCCUUGUCAGCGCGUACUUCUUCUCAUGCCCUGUCCCCGAGAAGUACUUCCCCGGUUCCUGUGACAUUGUGGGCCACGGACAUCAAAUCUUCCACGCCUUCCUUUCCAUCUGCACGCUCUCCCAGCUGGAGGCCAUUCUUCUGGACUAUCAGGGACGCCACGAGAUCUUCUUCCAGCGCCACGGUCCCCUGUCUGUCUACACGGCCUGUCUCUCCUUUUUCUUUUUAGCCGCAUGCAGUGCGGCCACCGCCUCCCUCCUGAGGCACAAGGUCAAGGACAGACUGAUUAAGAAAGAUUCCUGAGGUCGGCAGAUGAGGAACGGUGUGGAGGUGGGCUACUGCGACUGGGAGAAAACUUGGCCCAAUAAUAGAAGUUGACUUUUUAUUCUUAAGGCUUGAUUUUUUUAAAUUAAUAUGUAUUACAGGCUGAGGAUGAAACUCAAUUGGUAGAGAGUGCCAUAUAGCAUGUAGGAAGCCCAGAGUUUGAUCCCCAGUGCAGCAAAAGCCAGAAUAGUAGCACUCAAGGAGGCAGAGGCAGGAGGAUCAGAAAUUCUAGGUCGUCCUCCAACACGCAGUGAGUCCAAGGCUAGCCUCUGAAACGUGAUCUUAUCUCAAGAAUAGAGAUUGCUAUGUAUUUCAAAGGCAUGGUAUGGCUAUGGAAUUUCAAAUGCAGGGCAUUUGAGAGUUUUCAAAACGAAUAUUCAUUCUUCUGUCUGGGUUGUAGCCUUGUUUGGGAAGAGAUCUUGGCUAAGAUUUAUGAGAUCCCAAACUAAAGAGAACCGUCCUCACCCAUGGGCGAUGAGCAGAAUUCUGGUUGUGGCUUCAAAGGCCAAGUCCUGAAACUGGACAGAUAGUCAAAUCGGACAGCCAAGUACACUGUGGCUGUUCCUCACCCUAACGGGGCAGUCACCCUCCGCUGCUGGUCUUGGUAUCUGUGUCAAUUGAGCCAAGGACUCUGUCUUCUUGUCAGGAUUUCAGCUUGUCUAGGGUGGAGGAAAUCAGAAUCUUCAAGAAGAUUCACGGGAACUCUUAGACAGAAUGGACUUUCGAUUUAUACGAUUUCUGGUCUCAACCACUGCAGCUCUGGCUCUCAGGAUAACCAGCUAGCUGGCCGAUUUGCCUGAAGUACUACUGUUCUCACCCCGAGGCUGCAUGGUGAUAUAAAGAGUUCUGAAGCUAUUACCCUUCCAGGAAAGGCUCGGAGCCGGCCAUACGAACAUUCAGGAAGCCGAUUCUUGUGUAACACAGAGACAUAAACAAAUUUAACAAUGCCAGGAGCUACCAGGACACACCCAGUCAGCAAACGUGGAUAUACUUGCCUGUUUGCUGCCCCUGGGGCCCUUCUAGUUUCUAUCUGUGGACUGCAGUAUUAACUGCCAGCUUCUUUAGGGUUAUCUGAAGGUUUGAACUCUUUUAAAACCAUGGCUCUAAAGUUCUUCGAGGGAGCUGAUUAUUUUAAGCGGGUCCUAAGAUCCAAGGCUCAAAUUUCUGUUAGAUGCUGUCCCGUGAAGGACCAACACAGCUACCCCAAUUCAGGCUCCUCAAAACAGGCAGUCCCACUUCAGAUUUGAGAAAAAAACCUUAAAACGGGUCCUAGGACGGGUAAAUGUGUGCUUACUGCCGUGGGCCCUCCCUGAAGGUCCGUUGAGUAAGAACGAGGUACCUGAUUGCCAAAUGCGCUGUUUAUGACAUUGCUGCCAGCAGCCGCCGGGAGGGGAGUGGCGCUCGCAGCUGCUAUGUUCUGGCCACGCAGCUCUCUCCGAGGACGAGGACUGUCUUCUGCAUGAAUCCAGUGAAGGAGGCUGUGGUCGAGGAAGGGCUGAGAUGCCCUCUCCUCAUAGGCUGCAUUUCCUAUCAGUAUGAGGUCCCAGUGUACUAAAAUGGGAUGCUUUAAACUUCAAUCCCAGUUUAAUGUUCCUCCUCCACUACUAGGUCACUUGCUGGUCUUAAAACCUUUGUUUUCUACCUUUUUUUGUUUUUGUUUUUUGUGAGCGAUUUGUGAAUUUUGUGCCUUAUACAUGGGGGUGUCUAAACUCUUUAUUGAAACAUGUGCACACACGGAAUAUCCUGUUUUGCAUUCUUGGGAACCCCAGAAAGCUAGAAUGACUUGUCAAUCUAUUAAUCUGUAUUUGGGGGAGGGGUCAACAGAAGUAUCCCUACUGCCUUUAAACCAAGAAAGCAUGUGUCUCCUGCCUUGUUUUAUUAGUUGGGUUUCUUGUUCAUUCACGGUCAAGAUGAACAUCGAGGCUAGCCAGGUGACCCAAGGUUCUGGUUGUCUAGGUCAAGUUCAUGCCAAGGAAUGUUAGCAAAACUGAACGGGUCUGAACUGAGCGAAGGCUGGUUGGGGUAUGUGUAAAUGCUACAAAUAGAGGGUCUAUUUAAAACGGGAACCAGAAAGUGUUAGAAAUUCCAUUGUUAUGGAUUCAAAGACUGUAUUCUUUUAAACGUUGGUGGGAAAUGUGAGAGAGGGAAGGGAGGAGGAAGGUGUUCUUGUGAUUAUCUGCGAACAAAGAUUUUAUUCUUCUUUUGGUUCUUUUCUUUUACUAUCUCACUAUCACCCAGGCUGGCCUGGAAAUCCUUAUGUAGACCGGGCUGCCCUUGAACUUUAAAGGUCAACCUGUCUCUGCCUCCCAAGCGGCAGGGUUGAAGGUGUGCACUAACCACUCUCAGCUCUGGGGACAGAGAUCUGUGUUUUUCAGUGGUCCUGCAGCUCAGCGUCAACCUGAACUGUCACAGGUCUGUGACACCAUCCGAGUAAAACGUGAGAUACUGGCAUCCAAUUCUCAGUUUAAUUAUACAAAUAUUGCUAACUAUAAAUUUGGGAAUUGAAAAGAAAGAAAAAAGUGAUUUCUAUGGAGUUGGGACUUGAAACCCAAGACCUACAUACGACAUGUUAACCAAGAGUUCCCCAUUGACCUAUAUAUACCCUAGCCCAAGGAACAGUGGAUGAAUAAUAGAUAUUUGGGGGGCAUCGAGGAGGGGGACUGUAAUCUUCCCUGAAAAUACCAGUAUCUAAUGGGAAUACUAUAAAUGCACUUACAAGUGCAUACACAGAAUGGGCGAUUUUUAACUCUUCGGUGUCAUCAAAAUGAGCCUAUCAGUAUGGUAAAGACUAGGCUAGUUUGAAUAUAACAACUAAGAAUUUUAAAAAGGACUAUGCAUGCCUCUUGAUUUUACAGUGGGAUUUGCCACCCUGCAAAAUCAGCAUAAUUUAAAAAAGAUAUAGUUAUCUUGCUCUCCAAAACUAGAAAUUUUGGCUGUUGCCUCUCUUAAGACCUUCAACCAAACCCAAUAAUAUGUAAAUGUCUCUGAUAAAACUAAGCUACCUGUCACUAAUACUUUCUCAUGAAUAAAAUUCUUAUGGGUUGAUAGAAAGCCCUACUUAGUUCAAGAAGAGGGGCCCACAGGAUGCAUUUGGGGGUGCCUUGUUUCUCAUUUCAGAAUCCUGACUUUUGUUUGCCAGGGAAAGUUGUUUUCGUUGUUUCUGGUUUGAGGUGUUUGUUUUGUUUGAGAUGGACCUGUGUAUCCCAGGCUGGCCUGGAACUCCGGAUUGAGUCUCUCGUCACAGUCCGCCAAGGAGUCGGUUGGGAUUGAUUACAGGCUGCACCAACACCACAUCCAAUUCUAAUAAAACUAAUUUCCAAGUUCUUAAAGAUGUCAGGGUUACAAUUUCAGCCCUUAAGUCUCUCCAUAACAUAGUGCAAGCCAUGGACUGGAAGCUUGAAACAGAGUUCAGAGCCCUGAUAGGAGGGCAGUGUGGCCCUCUGUCGCCCUCCAUUAUUGUUUGGUCACUGCUCUGUAGUUCCACCUGGAUCCUCCAGAGGGCGAUGUUGUCUUACUCAGUGCUCUCUCAGCGCCUGUUGCCAGGGCUUCGCCACUAGAACUAUGUUUUGCUUGGUUAAAGUGUGGAAUUCUUUUCUGUCUCUAUAAACCUACUUACGUGAGUAAUCAUUAAACAGAUUUUGUACGUGAA